CAUCUUCUUCUGAUGUUUGUAAGCUAAAACGUUCACUCUAUGGCUUAAAACAAGCUCCACGGGCUUGGUUUGAUAAGAAAUGACUCUGCAUUAAUCUCUCAACUUCAAGAGCAUCUUCAACGUUCUUUUCAUAUGAAAGAUUUAGGUCCUCUACAAUAUUUUUUGGGCCUAGAAGUGCACUCUACCUCAGCUGGUAUUUUCUUACAUCAACAUAAAUACAUCCAGGAAUUAAUUGCUUUGGCAGGUCUUCAAGAUGGUCGGUCUGUUGAUACUCCCUUGGAAGUAAAUGUUAAAUAUCGCCGUGAUGAGGGUGAUUUUCUCUCAGAUCCCUCUCUCUAUCGGCAAUUGGUGGGAAGUCUUAACUAUUUAACUAUUACUCGGCCUGAUAUUUCAUUUGCUGUUCAACAAGUUAGUCAAUUUAUGCAGACGCCUAGGCAUCUCCAUCUAGCUGCUGUUCGUCGCAUUAUUCGCUAUUUACUAGGCACUUCCUCUCGUGGUCUUUUCUUCUCCAAAAAUUCUCCUAUUCAUUUGGCAGCCUAUAGCGACGCUGACUGGGCAGGGUGUUCAGAUACUAGACGAUCAAUUACUGGUUGGUGCAUGUUUCUUGGAAAUUCUCUUAUUUCUUGGAAAAGCAAAAAGCAAGAUAGGGUGUCUAAAUCCUCUACUGAGUCAGAGUAUCGUGCUAUGUCCUCUGGAUGUUCUGAGAUCAUUUGGCUUCGAGGCCUCUUAGGUGAGCUUGGGUUUCCCCAACUUGCACCUACUCCCCUUCAUGCCGAUAAUACUAGCGCUAUUCACAUUGCUGCUAAUCCUGUAUUCCAUGAGCGUACAAAACAUAUUGAAGUUGAUUGUCACUCCAUCCGUGAGGCAUAUGAUGAUCAUGUUAUUUCUCUUCCUCAUAUUACCACUGAUCUCCAAACUGCUGAUAUAUUUACUAAAGCUCUCUCCCGUCAUAGACACAAUUUUCUGGUUGACAAAUUGAUGCUUUUUGAUCCACCAGCAUCAAUUUGAGGGGGGAUAUCAAGGGCAGUAGUUGGGAUCUGGUCUACUAAAUGCAAAAGUCAAGAACAGCUGCUUAUGGAAGUCAAGGACAGCCUGCUAGCAAAAGUAAAAGUCAAGAACAGCUGCUUAUGGAAGUCAUGGGCAGCAACUGAUUAUGAGAUCUGAUCUGCUAGCAAAAGACAAGAACAGCUGCUUAUGGGAUCUAGUCUACUAAUUGCACUAAUCAAGGAGAGCUGAUUAUA
Coffea arabica (coffee) is the source of this 1241-nucleotide messenger RNA. The record is from RefSeq and is a predicted model, not a curated record. Lineage: Eukaryota; Viridiplantae; Streptophyta; Magnoliopsida; Gentianales; Rubiaceae.